This is a messenger RNA of Amphimedon queenslandica, 983 nucleotides long. RefSeq names its product caspase-9-like. The record is from RefSeq and is a predicted model, not a curated record. Gene Ontology annotation, molecular function: cysteine-type endopeptidase activity. The transcript is spliced from 2 exons. Gene Ontology annotation, cellular component: cytoplasm; cytosol. Bases 369 to 983 code for a protein of 204 amino acids. Gene Ontology annotation, biological process: apoptotic process; proteolysis; positive regulation of neuron apoptotic process. NCBI's taxonomy places the organism in Eukaryota, Metazoa, Porifera, Demospongiae, Haplosclerida, Niphatidae.
GUGGAAUGUCAGUUGGUAACACCAAAUGAUGUCUUGAUCAUACCGCCAGAGUUAUUUGAGCUGAUAUCAAAUUGCAUCAAAUUUUAUAAGAUAUCAGAGGCCAAAGCAAUGCAGCAGCUUGAUGAGUACAUAGAAUCAUUACAUGAACAAUAUGCCAAAGUAAUAGACAAAGUUCAGGGGAUACACUAGCCAGAAAUAUAAUGUUUAUUAUAGAUGUGUGAAAAUCAUUUAUUCAUUGUCACUUACAUAAAUGAUACCACACACAUCUAAUUGUUAAUCAUGAAGUGUCGAUAAUAUGGUAUGUCUUGGACAAUGAAUUUGAUUAUUAUAGUUGGGAAGACUGAAGUGUUUUGUCUAGAGCAGAAAGAAUGGAUAGACAAAACAAAGAAAGCUGUUAUCCAAUGGAUGCCAACCCAAUAGGACACUGUCUCAUUAUCAACAAUGUUGAGUUCACUGGAGGUAAUCUAGCUGAGAGGGUUGGGAGCAACCAAGAUGCCACCAAACUAGAAGAACUGUUUGGCAAUUUUCUUAAUUUUACGGUAGAAUUGAAGAGGAACGUUACAAAAAAACAGUUAGAAUCAACGUUAAGACACUAUCAACAGAAGGAUCACUCAGAAUUUUGUACUUUCUUUGUCAUUAUACUGAGUCAUGGAGAUGAAGGAAACAUUGUUUAUGCAUCCGAUGGCCAAGCAAUGAAACUUGACGAUAUUUUUCAAUAUUUUUCUGCCAGUAACUGCCUCUCGCUUGGUGAGAAACCAAAAGUUUUCAUUGUUCAAGCAUGUCGUGGGAAUCAGCAUAAUAGAGUGGUAUCGCUCAAUCGACAAGAUAGUGUUGUCUAUGACGGUGGUCCUUCUACUUCUAGUCAAAUUAAAGUACCCAAUGAAGCAGAUACACUUCAUGCAUAUGCUACUAUUAGCAAUCACACUGCUUUAAGAGACACUAGGGAGGGCAGUUGGGGGACAAGAGUUAGUGUAUGUCAUUGA